Messenger RNA from Aureobasidium subglaciale EXF-2481, 3846 nucleotides. RefSeq lists its product as uncharacterized. NCBI's taxonomy places the organism in Eukaryota, Fungi, Ascomycota, Dothideomycetes, Dothideales, Saccotheciaceae. The record is from RefSeq and is a predicted model, not a curated record. Bases 1 to 3846 code for a protein of 1281 amino acids. The transcript has 11 exons.
AUGGUGGGACUAAACGUGGUAAGCAUGGGACGGACAAAUAAAGUGGUUCGACUUUUGUUCCACGACCCAUUGACAACAGCUGAGUCCAGAAUCGAGAUGGACGUUACAAUGACAGUGUUUGCAGAUAUUCGGAAGCUUCUGGGUGUUAAUCGCGAGUGUAAUGCCAAGCAACAGAGUGCGCGCUGGCGGGAGGUGAUUGAAUCUUCCUCAGUCUCAGGCUUGACGCUAUCUCUUCUGCGAACGCGCGAGAACAUCAAUUCUAGUUCUUCUCAUCUCUACUCACGGCACAGCCGCACACACAUCCAAACAAGAUUCGACGCGCGCCCAAUUUAUCAACAACACAAUAAGCCAACAAACCUAUCUGACAUGACAGGCUGGAAAGUCAAAAUGGCCCCCAAGAGUACCACUCUCGCCGAAGGCACCCGCAACACCAGAGCCAUCCCUUUGGGCGAAGUCGACAAGGAGACCUGGUUGGCCGAGAUCCUCAAGGCCCCCAUCGGUCCCUCAAAGAUACCGAAGCUCCUCCUCACCGAUGCCGAAAUUAAUCAAGACUUUGCCAUUAUGGGUCUGCCUGUCGAGACCCUCGCUGCCGACACCAUCACCAACAACGGCCCCCCUACCCUUUCUUCCACCCACGUUCACGGCUUCUCGCCCGAGCAGCUUGAAAUGUAUUUGAAUGCUGCAAAGGUCUUUACGAAAGCCACCCAAGCACCAGAGUCAUCGGAGCGUGAAACACUCGCUGCCGACGUUCCCCGUCGUCAAGCAGUGCACGUCCUGGCCGGCAGCUCAAAGCAGUGGGUUGAGUCGAACGUUCGUGACGACCUUGCCCAGGAAUACCGCGAGGAGGGAAUCUACUUCCGCGCCCUCGCAGGUAACGUCCGUGAGAAGACCCAACGUCUUGCCGAGGAGGGUGACGUCGACCGGGUACCCAACGCUCGUCCUACCUCAACCGCCUCUAACAGCACCGACUCAACUCUUACCCCUCUGGUCAGCGAGGUCAGUGCUAGCCCCAAAGACCACGAGAUGGUCGACAGUUCGGAUGAGGAGAGUGAUACCGACGACCAAGGUUCUUUCCGUGCUUUAGAUGACGAGAAGGAUGAGACCACCGAGGAGGUUGAUGACGAGUAUGUCGACGAUGCUGAUGGUGAGGCCGUCUACGAGGCCGCCAGCGAAGUCAAUGAUGAGGUUGACGAAGCUGCUGAUAUCGCCCCUGAGGUUGUUGCUGAGGAAGAGGAGGAGAGUGAUGAUGACGGUAUCCCUGCCGGAGCCCUCGAGCCGGACGAGCCAUUCCACAUCAAUGACCCACGUCCCCUCGGUCUGAAGAUGCCUGUUAAUGCUGCCGGUACACGCUUCCCCUGGAAGUUUUAUCACAAAGGCACCAUUGACUGGGCAUCAAUUCCGGAGCUAGUUAAGCUGAACCACUGGAGAAACAGAACCUACCGUGCCAAAGUCAAGGCCUUCGGCGGCUACACUGACCUGAGAUGUGGCUACAAUGUCACCAUCCGGGCCGUGUCUACUCUGAGUGCCCCUCCGGCCGUCCGUGUCUACUCUGAGUGCCCCUCCGGCCAUCGAUCUACGUCCAACGGUUUAGCAAUUGGCAGCAGAAACGCCGGUGGCCGUCGAGAUCAAGUUCGAGCCAUCCUCUUCCACCACCGUGCAGUUCUCUCGCACCUGCACAACAGACGACUAUCACCGUCAACCUUACCUUCAAGUGUCGAUUAUCUUUCUUCUCCCUGGUCAUUCGAUCCAAUUGCGUUUCGCAAGCUGCUUUGUAUACACUCCACGUUCUUCCAGCCUGCGCCUGACGCACCUAUCCUUUUCGACAACCAUCUCAUUACGAUCCUCAAGCCUACCUGGCUCAUCAAACCACUGUUACUGCUUACAGUAAACAUCCUCAUACUCUGUUCCAUCAAAAAUAGACCACCCACACACCCUCCACUCAUGGAUGAAACCGCAUCCAUUACCGGUGUCGACCAGCUCCGUCAUUCCUCACGGAUCGGCGGAGCUGUACCUCCACCCACCACAGGAGUCGUCACCAGAGAGGCGCCCAAGCCAAGAGUGUCGGCAGAGACCAAGAAAUGGAAGGGUUACCGAUGGGAAACCGACCGGGUCAACUCGUUUGCUACCCUGUUGAUGAUGGACACGGGCGCAGAGGAGCUGGCAUGGCUCAGAUCCGGAGGACUCGCGGAACAAUGGAUCAGUAACCCCCAGAUUGCGUCCAUCAAUGAGCAAGCACUUGAGGUCGUUGUCGAUAGGGAGCGUGAGCGCGAGGAGGUUAUUGAGGCUGCAACUGUCUUGAUGCAGUUAAAGCACGGUUUCUGGUUCCUGGAUCAUACCAUAUCCGUCGACGCUAAUGCUGCUGUCGCGUUGAUGGGUCUUGGAGCAUCCGGUUCCCCCGCGACCUACACCGGGCGAGCCCCUCCUGGAGUGGGCCCUCCUGCCUCAGAAUCCCGACCCGAAACCACUGCUGCACCCCGCCAGUUGACAAUCUUCAUCACGAAGCGUGCUGCUGGUAAAGUCCCUGCUGUCGAGCAAGCCGGAAUUGCCCCUACCUCUAUUCAUGGGUCCAUGUCGCCCAUCCAGCCGAUGCGUAGACCUCUUGGAAUUACGAGACCUCGUCGCAGUGACGCCGAACUCCAGGAUCUCGACGACGCUCAGGCCGGAAAAGCAACUACUCCCAAGCAGGUCAUCUCGAACCCCAGGAGACCUCGACAGAUUGCUAAGAACCUUCUCUCAUCAACCCCUCGAGAAAGCAAGGCUGUCGUCUCUCAGGAGACAGUUUCUGUUGACCACACCUCUCCCGAGACUCCAAUUCCUCGUAUUCCUCGUAGAGCUGCCACCAAGCGAAAGCUUGUCGUUCUCAGCUCUGAAGAUGAGGUAAUCACCCCUAUCACCAGAAAGAAGUCACUUGAGACAAAGGCACCCUUCACCAACAAGAGAGCGACAAGAAGCAACAAGCUGGCUUCGAUCGAAGAGGAGCCCGAGGAAGUAUCCUCAGACGACAUUCCGCUUGUCAAGAGACAGAAGGAGUCGCCUGUUGCUCAGACAAAUGAAGACACCCCUAUUCCCGCGGAAACAGUUGUUCCAAAGCGCCUCACAAGAGCCUUCGCCUCUUCACGCCGCCAGCAGAUCGAUUCUGCCUUGAACAGCCCCACCAGUCAAAGGGUUCUCAGAAAGCGGAAGCCAGUCACGGUCGACGAAGGUGAUGAUAUCUCUUCUGAUAAAAUUCCCCUGGUCAAGAGAACCAAGAGGCCGUCAGUCGCUCAAUCCACCGAUGAGCGUUCUCAACAGAGAUCACAGCCGAAGCGUCGUCUGAGAGCCAGAAAGACCAUAAUCGUCGAAGAGACUGAAGAUGAACUUGAUGUCACCUCCUCACCUGUCAAGCGUGCUAUCCGCAGUCAGAAACCCAGGAGUACCACUGCAAAGCAGGCCAGUAAGCUCACAUCCAUUGCUGAAGAACAUGGAGCAGAAGAGGAGGAGGAUGAGGAAGACAACUCUACCCCUUCCAAGGGCGGCAAGUCGAAGAAGGACCUCGUAGACCGCCAUGCCGAUCUCCCCAAUAGCGCACCCGCAACCGACACUCACAUUCCUGCCGGAGCGCUCAGCCUGAACCAGCAUUUCAAGAAAAACACUCCGGUCCCCUUGGGCGUACAACUCCCUGUCGAUGCUGAUAGCACCCGCUGGGAAUACCUGGCAUAUGCCCCGAGGAAGUUGGACGUGAACAAUUUCGACUGGGCAAACGAUGGACACAGACAUGCUGCCAACAAGUGGAGACAGCAGCACAUCCGCCGCCGACUCGGAACCCAAGGUUUCAAGCACGAUGGCCGCACCAACCGCGAGGAAUGA